ACCGAUCGGCGUUCUGUGACGUUGAGGUUACCGAAAUGUCAUCGGGUUACGUAUUUUUUAAAGUGGUUAGUUCAAAUAUAAAUAAAUUACUUUUCAUUGUUCCUUCGCGAUGCGGCCAUCAUAUGAGAGGUCUACCGCCGGGCGUAGCUAAAUCUCUCAAGCAGAAACUAGAGGAAAGCCGAGUAAAAGACGAAAGUAUACACUUCCGCGUCGAUAUAGGCUUGCCGCCUCCCCGCGUUUCGUUGAAGGCGGGUUUGCAGCUUUUAAGGUCGCGGAAACACGAUCCGGAUCUGGCCAGGCAAUCUCGCGAACUUAAAUUGAUCGUCGACCUCGAAGAAGUAAAUCGGGAAUGGUUGAAAACGGGCGGACCGAAACAAAUCAAGGAAAUAGCGGACCAUUUCGGUGUUUUCCAAGAUCUGUUUGGGGACGCGUAUUUUUAUCCCAGAGUACCGUUGAAUGUGUCCUACUGUAAGGGCGACGAACGCGUUCCCGUUUACUACGGGAAUUGCUUGAAGCCCAUCGACGCUGCUGAAAAGCCGAAAGUUAGCUUUGAAUCUGGCGACGCCGAUUUGUGGACGUUAAUUUUAACCAAUCCGGAUGGGCAUUUUACCGACAACAAUAAGGAGUACAUUCACUGGUUUAUCGGGAAUAUCCCUGGUAAUAAUAUAGAAAAAGGCAAGACAGUGGUAGAUUACAUUCAACCUUUUCCGCCCAAGGGCACGGGCUACCACAGGCACAUCUUUGUGCUUUACAAACAGAAUAGAAAGUUGGAUUUUUCGCCGUUUCAAAGGCAAGGCAAAUGUCUGACACUGGCGGAAAGGACUUUUUCUACCUACGACUUUUACCGCAACCUGCAGGACGACCUGACGCCUGCCGCUUUGGCAUUUUUUCAAGCGGACUGGUGCCCCUCGCUCAAAGAAUUUUUUAACAAUGUUUUGGACAUGAAGGAACCGAUCUAUGAGUAUGAUUUUCCACCUCCCUACAUCAGGAAACAAGAAUGGUUCCCGCUGAGGCAACCGUUCAACUUAUACAUGGACAAGUACAGGGACCCAAAGCAGAUCAACAAAGAAUUUUUAGUGAGGAAACUGGAAAAGGUCCACCCUUUCAAGAAAACGCCGCCACCUUUACCCUAUCCCAACGCUCAGUAUUUCGAGGGUUACAUCCCCAGUUGGCUGAAAUUAGAAAUUAAAAAGUCGCGUCUCAAGUGGGGCAGAAUAAAUGACAUUGAAUAAACUUGUAUUAGGCAAAUAAAUCUUCUGU
Messenger RNA from Cylas formicarius (sweet potato weevil), 1260 nucleotides. It is a transcript of the gene mRpL38, whose product is annotated as large ribosomal subunit protein mL38. The transcript has 5 exons. Gene Ontology annotation, cellular component: mitochondrial large ribosomal subunit. Bases 36 to 1232 code for a protein of 398 amino acids. The record is from RefSeq and is a predicted model, not a curated record. NCBI's taxonomy places the organism in Eukaryota, Metazoa, Arthropoda, Insecta, Coleoptera, Brentidae.